Molecule: messenger RNA, 1713 nt
Organism: Archocentrus centrarchus (flier cichlid)
Lineage: Eukaryota; Metazoa; Chordata; Actinopteri; Cichliformes; Cichlidae
Product: myelin-associated glycoprotein-like
Exons: 10
Coding region: 1-1713 (570 amino acids)
Source: RefSeq, a predicted model, not a curated record
AUGGAUACUUUACAGGGGCUUCAUUUUUUCCUGUACAUUUACUUAAAAGUUACUCAAACAGAAGCAUCAUCUUGGACUAUUAAUGUGCCUUCCACAGUCAAAGGUCUAGCUGGCUCAUGUGUGGUGAUCCCCUGCUCUUUUAACUACCCGGAUCCACGAGGGAAGGCAAAAAGCUUCACAGGGAUUUGGAGGACUACUGAAGGAGUUCAAGUCCUCUAUCAUCAAGCUGAGUCUAAAACUCCGGAGCAGCAUCAGAGUCGAACAAGAUUUCUGGGAGACAUCAGUGAGAAGAACUGCUCUCUGAUGAUUGACAGUCUUCAACAAAAUGACCGAGGUCCUUUUUAUUUCAGGAUUGAAAUUGGAGGUUAUGACAGUGCUUCAUACGCAAAAAACAAAGUCUCCAUUUCAAUGAUUAGUGAACCAAACCCCAUUGACUUCUCUGUGCGAGAGGAGGUAAAGGAGGGUCAAACUGUGUCUGCAUCCUGCUCUGUGUCUCACUCCUGCCCCAAAUAUCCACCUGCUUUCCACUGGAGUCACUCUGGAGAGCAGCGUUUUCAAGCACAGCAGCUUCAAAAUGGCCAGUGGAUGGCAACAUCUACUUUGACCUUUCACCCAAACCACACUGAUCACAACAAACCUUUACAAUGCAAAGUGACAUACCGCGGGGGAAAGCACCAGGAAACAUCCAAGACCCUUAAAGCAGUGUCAUCCCGCUUUGUGAAGGCUACUUCAGUAAACCAUCGAGCGCUGUUAGCAUCAUAUAAGGUGGCGUACCAAAUUGCGCUGUGCAAAAAGCCCCACACCAUAGCAGAGGAGCUGAUACUGCCUGCAGCAUUAGACAUGGUCUCUGUCAUGCUGGACGACGCCAGUGCAGCAAAACUAAAAACUAUCCCUCUGUCCAAUGACACUGUCGCCAGACAUGCUCCAGUGAAUGUGAAGGUUGAGUAUCAGUCAGAUGUAAAUGAGGGAGAAACUGUGAACCUGAAGUGCUCCAGUGAUGCUAACCCUGUCAGCAGCUAUGAGUGGCACAGUGAAACUGCUGCUCUGCUGUACAAGGGACAAAACUACACAAUGUUAAAUGUCUCCAGACACUCAGUAGAGGCCCUGUACUGCACUGCUAUCAACAAGGAAGGACGAGCCAGAUCAAGCCUCGUGCAGCUUAAUGUGUUAUAUGCCCCUGACAUUAAGACUUCCUCUAAGUGCUCUUCAUAUGACGGCAUUAUAAAGUGUGAGUGCAUCGUAGAGUCUAAGCCUCCCAGCAUGGUUCACUUUGUUCUUGCUGACAGAGUCCUGCAAAGCACCAAAGUAGAAAAACAUGGCUCUGUUAUCACUGGGACUCUGCAGACAGACUUUGGGUCCUUCAAGCUCGUUCACUGCCUGGCAAACAACACACUGGGAAAUGCUAACCUCACACUCUCUUUACCUGUUAAUGACAACAUGCACCUUAUUUUUAUCACAUCUGGAGCAGGUGUGAGUUUGCUGAUUAUUUUGACAGCCACCAUAGUGGGAGUUGUUAAAAUAUGCAGGGGGCGAUCAGGAGGUGCAUCAACAUCUGACUUUAGCACCAUGAAAACACACAGACAUGUGGAGUUUCCUCAUUAUACCCCAACAAAAAGGAAAGAGGAUGAGGAUGCCCAUGGCAAUGACAUUUACACCAAUAAUAAUGUAUAUGGCAAUACUGACGGGGAUGAGUCAAUAUAUGCCAAUGUGUAA